Colletotrichum karsti is the source of this 1128-nucleotide messenger RNA. Its product is annotated as putative phosphoethanolamine N-methyltransferase. The record is from RefSeq and is a predicted model, not a curated record. NCBI's taxonomy places the organism in Eukaryota, Fungi, Ascomycota, Sordariomycetes, Glomerellales, Glomerellaceae. Gene Ontology annotation, molecular function: methyltransferase activity. The transcript is spliced from 3 exons. Bases 1 to 1128 code for a protein of 375 amino acids.
AUGGGCGAAGACGUGGAUGCCGCUGCCGGAGACCCCGGCGUCGGCGAUAGCUCCGGGCGCAGGGCCGAUCGUGCCGGCGCAACAAGGGGUCGGGACGAUCACAGGAACCGGAGGCGGCAUUCCCGGCCGCAAAGUGCACAUGUUGCGGACGAUGACGAAAAUGACGCCGACUCGGAUGCCGGCUCGGAUUACAGCUCCGUUUCCGUAGACGAACUCCCGCCUAUCCGGGCCUACGGGCAUACUUACUACGGAUCUGGCGCCCUGCUCAUGCCAAAUGACGAAUCCGAGCGUGCUCGUCUGGAGAUCCAACAUCAGCUUUUCAAACUGUGCCUGGAAGGUAAUCUGACGGCGACGAAACUUCCUCGAGAUCAACCACUCAGCAUUCUCGACAUCGGGUCUGGGACGGGGAAUUGGGCCGUUGAGAUGGCGCAGCAGUACCCGCAAGCAAAAAUCAUGGGCGUGGAUAUUUCUGCCGCGCUCUUGCCAACCAACGUUCCCCCCAAUGUCCUAUUCGAAGUCGAGGACGCAACCGACCUCUGGGACCGGGAAAAGGACAGCCUCGACUUUGUGCAUAUGCGCAAUCUUGUCGGCGGGGGUGUUCCGGAAUGGAAACCACUAUUCCAACAGGUCUACGAGCACCUCAAGCCAGGCGGGACGGUCGAGUUCUCCGACGUUAGAACACGGUACUUUGACCUCGUUGACAGCAGCGGAGACGAGCCAACGACAAUGACGGACGAUGAAGAAAAGGGUGGCCGCAUGACAGCUUGCCGGGAGUUCGAAGUGCGAUUUGCACAGAUGGCGGAAAAAGCGGGCGUGAACUUCGAUCCUAUCCCUAAGAUUCCUUCCAUUUUGACAGACGUGGGCUUCGAGAAGGUCGGCCGUUGGUCGGAUCUCGUGCCCAUACAGGCUGUCGGUCACGAUGAGAAGAUGGUCAGGAAAGGAGCGCAGUUCGCUCAGAUGAUUGAAUACGGACUCGAGAACUACUCGCUUGCCGUAUUCGCCAAAGGAGGAUGGGAUGAGGAUAAUACCCGGGCCCUCAUUCAGAGAGUUCACAAGGAGUCGCGCGACCCUGCGAACGAAGCGUACGGAAAGGUAUCUUUCGUGACGGCCAGGAAGCCGAUGCCAUAA